AUGAAUGAAGUACGUGCUAUUGAAAAUCAUAGUGAGCAUACUGAUACAGAUGAUGAAAAUGAAGAUUCGGAUGAAGAAGAUAAUAAUAAUAUCGAUCAAGUUGAUAAUGGUGGUAGUGGUGAUAAUUUUUCAGAUGAAGAUGAUUCAAUUUCUAUCAAUAGUGAAUCGGAUAUUGAAAGUUUAGAUGAUUCAUAUCAAAAUAACUUUAAAGUUGGUGUUGAUGUACAUUCUAGUGAAACUUCUGAUUUAUCAUUGCCACAACCUGAUCCAUGUAUUGGUUUAACUGUCGACAGUGAGUAA
Molecule: messenger RNA, 300 nt
Organism: Rotaria sp. Silwood1
Lineage: Eukaryota; Metazoa; Rotifera; Eurotatoria; Philodinida; Philodinidae
Source: the annotation of a GenBank genome assembly